Molecule: messenger RNA, 2183 nt
Organism: Chlamydomonas reinhardtii
Lineage: Eukaryota; Viridiplantae; Chlorophyta; Chlorophyceae; Chlamydomonadales; Chlamydomonadaceae
Exons: 7
Coding region: 92-1390 (432 amino acids)
Molecular function (GO): catalytic activity
Source: RefSeq, a predicted model, not a curated record
AUUGAAAGCGAGUUCUUUGUAACGCCCUUUGGCGAAACAAGUUACACGCGACUUCUGAUGCAACACUCGACGUAAAAUUGAAUAAUUACGAAUGAUUGGUAAAGCGGUCAUAGUCAGUGAUGGAAUCCUUGAAACGGAGUCGGACUUGACGCCGCAGCAGUUCCUCCUCGCGCACGGCGAUGGCGUAUACACGAGUGCGCUGCUGACAUCGGAGGAGGCUGUUGUCGACUGGGAGCUUCACAAGCAGCGUCUGAUAAGAGGCAUGGAGGUGUUAAACCAAGGGGAAUCACGACCCUUCGAACCCCUGCUAGCAGCGCUCAAGUUCAAGGGAGACUCGCUGUCCGGGUUCGUGUCUGGCCACGUAACCCCCGCAGCUAAGUCAGCCCUCGGUGCCUUCUAUGGGGCAGCUACUGGCAACAGCGGCGGCGGCAAUGGCGGCGCAGCAGCAGCAGCAGGCCCCCAGCCGCCUCGGCCACACGCCAUGCUGGUCAUUGCCGUCUGCCCACAUCGGCCACCACCUGCACCUGCACAAGCACACGCACACGCACCUACACCUUCGGCCCCCGCGGAGCAACAGCCAUGCACCGGGUGCGCGGCAACGGGGCAGACGCAACAGCCAACACCAUCACAGCUGCCGCCGCCUUCCUCGGUGCCUGCCGCACGGGUGGCUGUGUACUGCAAGGCGGUGCAGCCGCCGCCUUACGGGCCGGGGCACGCCGCGCAGGCGGCGGUGAUGGGCCGGCCGCGAUCCCUCGCCGCCGCCAAGGCCUGCAGCUGGGUGGCGGAGCGCCGGCGGUUGGAGGCUGCCAAACCGCCUGACGUGGCAGAGGUUCUCCUGUCUGACAGCGGGGGCGGCAUCCUGGAGGGCCUCGUCACCAACUUCCACGUGGUGGUGGCGGCGGCGGCAGGGGCAGGCACACCAGCCGCCUCAGAAGCACCAGCACCACCAUCACCACCACACCUAGCACCACCAGCAGCAGUGCAAGCAGGGGCCCCUGCCGGGCCCGACUUCCGCGGGCUGGCCCUGCAGGUGUGUGCGCCUGACAGCGGCGCGGCACUGCCCGGGGUGGCGCAGUGCCGGCUGCUGCAGGCGGCGGCGGCGCUGGGGCUCAGGGUAGAGCUGCGGCCGCCGAGGGCGGCGGAGCGGGCGGCCUGGCAGGAAGCCCUCCUGACCAAUUGCAUCCGGCGGGUCCAGCCGCUAAGCCGCGUGUUCUGUCCACCAGGCAACGAGUGGGGCUUUGUGCCGUGGGAAUGGGCGCCGCCGCUGCCACCGGGGCCGCAGGCGCCCGCCGCGCCCGGCCCCGGCCCCGGCCCCGGCCCGGUGACGGCUGCAUUGCGGGAACAGUUGCUGAGGCUGGAGGAGCACACGCCCUGGCAGGAGCUGAGAUGAAGUAAGACGGCGAGAGAGCUGGAGGUGGAUGAAGCACACCGUAGAGGCUGCGGGCCGCAGCAGUGGCUGUUGCUGGUGCCGUGGCUUCCCGUGGCCGUGGCUUCGGCCGUGGCUUUGGGCCGCAGCAGUGGCUGUUGCUGGUGCCGUGGCUUCCCGUGGCUAGCCUGGGAGUACGGCGGACUCCGCGGCGGAGGCAGGAGUGCUCGGCGCGCGGGUGGGGGCAGGGCGGCGUGGCAGCGGCACUACGGCAGUAGCAGUAGUGCUCUUGCUGGGAUGUCCUGGGAGAAGCCGCGCGUUCGGCGCGCCGCGCGGGGUAUGCCUACGAAGCAGGCGCUGUGUCAGAUGAGGCGAGAGAGUGACUGUGUGACAUGAAGAGCGUGAGAGUACGGUAGCGAAUGGGUUCAAGGGGAUUUGCAAGGGUUUGUGUGCACCUGGUAGCUGUGUAUUGGGUUGUAUGAAGCCAGAGUGUUGAGCCUGGCCUAUCAUUCUGUCAUGUGAACUCCGCGCGCCUCAGAGGCACAUCGAUGCAGCAUGCAAGGGUACGGCAAAGCAGAGUCCCACAGCGGCGCGGACUCGAUGGACACGACUUCCAGUGAGGUUGUGUGCUUGCGCGUACUUGCGUAGCAGUCUAAAAACAACACUGCCGGUGCUCCUUCUCGUUGCUGUUACGGGCGGGUGUCUGCCAGGGCUUGCAUCUUCCCGGGGCAGGCCGCCGCCGUUGGCGAGAAGGGCCCCAACCAUGUUCUCGUGCACGGCUUCCAGGGGCCCCAAAUUGCCUAGAUUUCAAGUUUAC